UCGGGUAGUUGAGGUCCAAGCCGCGAAGAGUGAUAUCAGGACAUUCCAGAUCAAUCCAUAUCCUUCUGCGUUCUAUUUUCUCGUUGUAUCUUUGUCGCUCCCAACGACCAAUUCCGGCUCUUCGUCUCCGCCACGCCGUACAAUGACUCAGGAGGCCAUACCCCCCGCCGGGGAAAGCUACCUAGAAGGUGGCGACGGCGGCUCCUCUCUCCCGGUUCGCCGUUCCGGCCGCGUCCGCAAGAGGAUGCUGCCAUUUAACGAUGAUGCCGACCACCCAAAGGAGCGGCCAGCCGCAUCGUCCAACAGCACCAGUGCUCGCCGAAACUCGCAAAGAAAGGCGGCCCCAGAGGUCUUUGACAUACCCGACAAUCUGCUGGAGGCGUCACUCGCGCCGUGGAAAGAAAAUGAGAAGGCAGAAUGGGCGAGCUGGGUUGAGUUGGAAUCUGAUCCGGCUUUUUUCACGGCCAUUCUUGGCCUCCUCGGCGUCAAAGGAGCCAGAAUAGUAGAGCUGCUCUCCGCCGAUGAGGACUCUUUGGCCGCUCUUCCUGCUCCGGUUUACGGCAUGAUAUUUCUGUUUGAGUACGUCGGAGAAAGUAUGGAUGAGGGAAAGAAUAAUGAGCCGAGCGAAGAUGUGUGGUUCGCGAACCAGACCACAAACAACGCAUGCGCCACUAUUGCACUGCUCAACAUUCUCAUGAAUACCGAAGGGCUGCAGCUCGGUGAGAAGCUCCUCAGGUUCAAGCAAGAAUCCAAAGGGUUGUCGGCGCCAUUGAGAGGCCAUAUGAUUACAAACAGCACCUGGAUACGGACGGCUCACAACGCCUUUUCUCGCCGGUUGGACCUCUUGAAUGCGGUCCUCGCCGUCCAAAACGACGUGGACCAGAAGAAGAUCCGAACCAAAGCGAAGCGGAAGAAGGCCAAAGCCAAGGUGUCAGACAAUGACACCGCCUACCACUUUAUUGCAUUCGUCCCCAUCGGGCAAAAGGUGUGGCAGCUUGAUGGGCUCUCAAAUAAGCCCGUUUUCCUUGGUGAAUAUGCGCCAGGUCAGCACUGGACAUCGGCGGUAAGCCCCGUCAUCCAGCAAAAAAUGGCGCAUCACGAGAUGGAGCUGUCAUUCAGCCUCCUCGCUCUCUGUGCCGACAAUGCUUCCCAGCUUCGGCAGAAACUUGCCGCCAACGUCCGCCGCUUGGAGAGUCUCGAGACGAGGUUUAAAAGCAACUCCGAAUGGAAGCCGAAGGCGAACUCGAGCAUUAUCCACAGCUCGUCAGACGACCGCCUCCCCCUAUACCAACUAGACGCUGAAGACAUACGAACCUCAGUCAGUGACGAAAAGACGCCCGAACCGACCAGCGGGACGGUCGAGGCCGGGCUACAGGCCUGGGAGCAGCUCUGCGACGAGCAACAGCGUCUGCGCUCACAGUAUGAGGAUGAGCUCGGCGGUCUGGAGACAACGGGGGUCCUUGGCCGGACUAAGGAUCACACGCCUGCCAUCCACGAGUGGGUCAAGCUGCUUGCCGGUCACGGAGUGCUGAUGCAGCUGCAUGAGGAAGCGAGCCGGCACAACGCCCCUUGGCCGGGAGUAGUCGGCCAACGGCCAUCUGGAAUGUGAUCACCGAGCCGGUUCAAAAAAGAUUGGCAGACCGUCAUGCAGAGGAGAACUUUGAUCAAGUUACCUCCAAGAUAUUUAUCUCUUGCCUCGAACGCAGAGAGCGAGAGAGCCAUUGGGUCAGAAAUGGCCA
This is a messenger RNA of Thermothielavioides terrestris NRRL 8126, 1739 nucleotides long. RefSeq lists its product as uncharacterized. Gene Ontology annotation, cellular component: cytoplasm. The coding region runs from base 143 to 1609 and encodes 488 amino acids. Gene Ontology annotation, molecular function: cysteine-type deubiquitinase activity. Gene Ontology annotation, biological process: protein deubiquitination; ubiquitin-dependent protein catabolic process. The transcript has 6 exons. The record is from RefSeq and is a predicted model, not a curated record. NCBI's taxonomy places the organism in Eukaryota, Fungi, Ascomycota, Sordariomycetes, Sordariales, Chaetomiaceae.